Colletotrichum graminicola M1.001 is the source of this 1680-nucleotide messenger RNA. Its product is annotated as carboxylesterase. The coding region runs from base 1 to 1680 and encodes 559 amino acids. Lineage: Eukaryota; Fungi; Ascomycota; Sordariomycetes; Glomerellales; Glomerellaceae. The record is from RefSeq and is a predicted model, not a curated record. The transcript has a single exon.
AUGUGGCAGGGGGCACGUCUUGCUUUUCUGUUCGCCGCGACGAAUAUCCUCGCUCCUGGUGUCCAGGCUAUCGACACGCUCGUGGAUCUUGGAUACGCCCAGUUCCAAGGAGCCGUGACUGAUGCUCAGCUGGGAGUGACGACUUGGAAGGGCAUCCAGUUCGCCGCUCCGCCUGUUGGAGCUCUCCGGUUUGCCGCACCGGCCGACCCUGUGCAGUCCGGCUUGGUCAACGCUACCGUUCACGGUCCCAUCUGCCCUCCCCAGCAACCCACCGACUACACCGUGACGGGCAAAAGCUCCCGCUUCACCGUCGAUGAAGACUGCCUUUAUCUGAGCGUCACAGCCCCUUCCGAGGCGCAGGCCGAUUCCAAGCUUCCCGUCCUCUUCUUUCUCCAAGGUGGAGGGUUCACCUCCGACUCAAACGCAAACUGGGACGCCAGCGAGAUUGCCUCGGAUGGCAACGUUAUUGUUGUGCAGGUCAACUACCGCGUUGGCAUGUACGGGUUCUUGCAGAGUGAGGAGGUUCGCGCCGGUGGCAGUCUCAACGCUGGUGUCAGGGACAUGAUCAAGGCUCUCGAAUGGGUCCAGACCAACAUUGCAAAGUUUGGCGGUAACCCUGAGCAGGUUGUCCUCGACGGCAUCAGCGCUGGUGGCUCUGCUGUUGGUUUAUUGAUGACAGCCAACGUCGGUGGGAAGCAGCUCUUUGCCGGCGGAAUCGCUGAGUCUGGUGGCUGGGCGACGAUGCGAACGAUGGACCAGGGUCAAGGCCAGUACGACUGCCUCGCCAAGGAGAAGGGAUGCUUCGAUUCGGCCGACUCGCUGUCUUGUCUGCGUGCUAUCAACCAGUCCGCCAUCCGCUCAUCCAGUUGCUGGUUUAACCCCGGCAUUGACGGUGAGCUUUUCACCGACAGCAUGGUCAACCUCUUCCAACAGGGAAAAUACACAAAGGUUCCCACCAUAUGGGGUUCUUGCGCUCAGGAGGGCACCUUGUACUCUGCUCCGCAGUCUACCAACUCUACCGCCGAGGCAAACCAGUAUCUUCUCAAUCAAGAUCCCUCCCUAUCAAACGGGUCUCUCGACAUACUCGACACGCUAUACAUCGACGUGCCUCAGCCAGUUUUUCCCGACUCCGGAGUGAAAUGGCGCCAGGCCGCCAACGCCAUUGGCGACGUCGGCACCCACUGUGUCAUCCGCAAUAUCCAAAACUACCUUGCCCGCGACAAGGUGCCCACUUACAACUAUAAAUACGAUGUCCUGGAUCCCAAGUCCGAAGCCGAGGGUUUCGGAGCUUACCACACGGUGAAUACGUACGCCUUCUGGGGCCCUAAUCGUACCGACGGCCAGCCUCCGGCUUCGUACUUUACCAGUAACAAGCCGAUCAUCUCGCAGGUCCGCAAGUACUGGAUUUCUUUCGUCCGCAAUCUGGACCCAAACACCGAUCGCGAGGAGGGCGCUGCUGAGUGGAACAUCUUUACAGGUCCAGAUGGCCGUGAGAGACUGUUUGUGCAAACCAAUAACACCCAUAUGGAGAGAAUGAGUACCGCCCAGGCACUGCGUUGUGAUGUCGUGAGACCAUUUUCGGAUAAUUUGGGCAAACCGGUCGAAAAAGGCGUCGUCACAGAGCUGAAUGCGACUUUGGCAGCCGGCAUCAACAGCACGAGCGAGGCCACAACGUUUUAG